AGGUCUGCUCUCAGCUGUCCAGCGCGUAACUAAGCAACUGGGAGACGCAACGUUGCUGUUCUGCUGAUAACGGGUUUUAAAGUCUCAACUUUAGAAAUGGACUUACUUUCUCAAGCAGACAAGAAACCACUCUCUACUCUGUCCGUAUUUAGUUUUAUCCCAUCAAGGAGAUCUGAGCAGAAAGAGUUGACCUAUUACAACUUCGAUAAUCCUCGGGCUAAAGACGUUCCCCAGUAUGACUUGUAUCGACACACUGAAGGUUAUGACAACAAACUGCACCGUGACGACAGACAGCAUGCAAAAGGCAGAGGCCUGGACUUCAGCAAUGAGGAGGCCUCGAGGUCCUUCCCGGUGUUGUCUUCUUCGGAGUACGGACGGCGCUUCCCUCUCAGCCCAAAUUACCACCCGGGACGACGCUUCUUCCGCGUCAACUACGUCCGAUCCGAGUUCUUCACCAAAAACGGCAUCACGAAAAGCGUGGAGGAAGGAUACGGAUCCGUGGUGCCCGUUUGAGAUGCCCCUGUGGUGCCCGUUUGAGAUGCCCCCUGGUUGUGUAAUGUGAAAAUAUAUACACGUAGUAACAAAGA
Molecule: messenger RNA, 587 nt
Organism: Engraulis encrasicolus (European anchovy)
Lineage: Eukaryota; Metazoa; Chordata; Actinopteri; Clupeiformes; Engraulidae
Gene: cfap90
Product: cilia and flagella associated protein 90
Exons: 3
Coding region: 97-513 (138 amino acids)
Source: RefSeq, a predicted model, not a curated record